Parnassius apollo (apollo) is the source of this 996-nucleotide messenger RNA. The record is from the annotation of a GenBank genome assembly. Lineage: Eukaryota; Metazoa; Arthropoda; Insecta; Lepidoptera; Papilionidae.
AUGAGACAGAUAUUCAUUCAUGCACAUGCCACGAAAAUAUCAAUCUUGUUAAGCAACGGCGUAUCAUCAUUUAUUAUGAAACACAGACAUCAUACGGUUCCGAAGCAAUUUGAGCAUACGCUACAGAGUACAAAAACCGCCGCCAAACUGUCUACCGCAAAUGAGAUUAUACCCAAUUACCACGUCCAAGCGCUAAUAGGUCGGUGGCGCACGAGCCCGAUGAGCGCGUGCGCGGCGGCCGCCAUGCGCGAAAAACACGCGGCGCCCCGCCGCCUCGCCUCUCCGCCCUCUUCGCCCCACGAUCACCACCCCAGCCCGAUCGGCUCCCCGCGUGCCGAUGAGCCCCUCGAUCUAAGAGUAACGCACAAACGCCCGCAACGAUUAGAAGACGAGAACUGCAACUUGAUUGUGCCGUCUCCACCACCACACCCGACGCAUCCGGCUCAUCCAGCACACCCAGCCUUGCUCCAAUUCUGUCGACGAUUACCGUUAGCUUUACCGGCCUCUUUUGGCCGCUACCCUUUCCUUCCAGCGGCAGCAGCAACCCUGCUCGCACCAGGCGCGCCACGACCGCCACCUGUCCCUCCGAACCCAGGAGCAAAUAGAGCCCGAGAUCGGUACACAUGCUCAUAUUGUGGCAAGGCCUUCCCUCGCAGUGCAAACCUGACCCGACAUUUAAGGACCCAUACAGGUGAACAGCCUUACCGCUGUAAAUACUGUGAACGGUCGUUCUCCAUUUCUUCAAACCUCCAGAGACACGUGAGGAACAUUCAUAAUAAGGAGCGUCCAUUCCGAUGUCGUCAUUGUGAUCGUUGUUUCGGACAACAGACCAACCUGGAUAGGCAUCUGAAGAAACACGAAGCAGAAAAUGGGGAUGAAAGCCGUCGAAGAUCACCAGAAGAGACGUAUUUCGAAGAGAUCAGAUCGUUCAUGGGACGUGUGGCUCCAGUCCGUCGCGCCGCAGCUGCAGCCGCAAGCGGCGUCGACCACACCUGA